CGGGUUUAAUGAAGAGGAACAACAUUGCACUAUUAUAUAUCAAAAUCUGGUUUAUUUUUUAGAAAACCUGGUGAAAAUGAAGCUUCUCUUUGUUUCUCCCUUAUUUUUCUGGUGUUUUCUCGUCCAUGGAGCAUCUGGUGUUGAUAUUGAUGAAGUGUCAGCGAUGGAGGGAGAUUCAGUCACUCUACACACUGAUGUUAACACAAACCAACGAGAGAUAAUCAGAUGGUAUUUUAAUGACAUUCGCAUUGCUCAAAUCACUGGAGAUCUCCGUAAGAUCUGUACAGAUGUUGAGUGUAAUGAAGGAACUGAGAGAUUCAGAGACAGACUGAAGCUGGAUCAUCAGACUGGAUCUCUGACCAUCACUAACAUCACAAACACAGACUCUGGAGAAUACAAACUACUGAUAAGCGGCAGCAGCGACAGUGAAAAGAUCUUUAGUGUUAAUGUUCAUGGUGUUUCUGCUGCUCAACGAGAUAAAAUGAAGAGAAAGUCAGUGAAAGAGGGAGAAUCUGUCACUUUAGACUCUGAUGCAGUAAAAAACCCAAAUGAUUUAAAGGUGUGGUAUUUUAAUGACACUCGCAUCGCUCAAAUCAGUGGAGAUCUCCGUAAGAUCUGUACAGAUGUUGAGUGUAAUGAAGGAACUGAGAGAUUCAGAGACAGACUGAAGCUGGACAAUCAGACUGGAUCUCUGACCAUCACUAACAUCACAAACACAGACUCUGGACUUUAUACACUACUGAUCAUCAGCAGCAGAUUCAGCAUCAUAAAGACAUACAGUGUUAGAGUCACUUCUGUUCCAGGUUCAUCUGCCGCUGUAGCUGCUGUUGUUGUUUCUGUUUUGCUGGUUGCAGCUGCUGGUGUCAUUUACUGUUACUGCUGGAGAUCUAAUCAAGCAAGACAAAAUGGCAAGUAUUGCAUACAGCUGAUUUGA
This is a messenger RNA of Carassius carassius (crucian carp), 934 nucleotides long. RefSeq lists its product as uncharacterized. The record is from RefSeq and is a predicted model, not a curated record. The transcript is spliced from 4 exons. NCBI's taxonomy places the organism in Eukaryota, Metazoa, Chordata, Actinopteri, Cypriniformes, Cyprinidae. Bases 77 to 934 code for a protein of 285 amino acids.